This is a messenger RNA of Penicillium brevicompactum, 1509 nucleotides long. RefSeq names its product glycosyltransferase. The transcript has 4 exons. The coding region runs from base 1 to 1509 and encodes 502 amino acids. The record is from RefSeq and is a predicted model, not a curated record. NCBI's taxonomy places the organism in Eukaryota, Fungi, Ascomycota, Eurotiomycetes, Eurotiales, Aspergillaceae. Gene Ontology annotation, molecular function: UDP-glycosyltransferase activity.
AUGCACAUUGCCUUUUUGUCGAACCCGGCCUCUGGCCAGGUCAAUGUGCAGAUGGCGACUGCUACGCAGCUCGUAUCUGAGGGUCACUCCGUCACUUUCUUGUCGGCGGACUCGUGUGCCAAAAAGAUCGACCAGCUGAGGGAUACAUUGCCGCCGUUCCAGCAGGACCUGAUCGGCUUCAUUGGCUUGGGGACAAGUCACAAUGUCAGCGAUUACACGAACUUCUUCAAGGACCGCAUGCAUUUAAUGCGAAGCCCACCCGGCGAUCCCUCUAGCCUGGAAUUAUGCAUUGAUGCUGCACUGGGUCCAGUGGAGGACUUCGCAGACACGGCUCUCAUGGUGUCCGACAAGCUUAACGCGUUGGAUCCCAAUAUCAUCUGUGUUGAUGCACUGACACCGUCUCUGAUAACGGGAGUUCGUCUCACAAAACGCAAAUAUAUACUUACUAUUCCCUGUUCACCGGGAACAAGCGCUCUGCCUGGCGCGUUCGAACCACACAUGAUGGCCUCCAAUCGCGACGGCUCACUGGGAACUUUUAUUGAGAAUGUCUAUCUGAACUUCCGCGAAUACUAUUACAGCGUCACACAACCCGACUGCGUCGCCAAGCGCGAUAUUCUCACGAGGCGCUUCAACCUCAAAUCAUAUGGAGUCGCACAAGACACAGCCCUGCUCCCACCACACUGGGAAGACGAAAACUGCGUGGCCGGCAUUCACUUUAAUACAUUGGGCCUCUUCGACUGUCCUAAACAGUCAUCCAAAAUUGUAUUCGUCGGCGCCGGCGUCUCCGUCGAAACUUCCUCAACUUAUUGUCCCGAGCUGGCUUGGAUGGAUGAGGCAAUGCUUCACGGCGACGACGUCAUCUACAUGAACAUGGGCAGUAUGUUUAUCUGGCAACGACAUGAAUUCUGGAACUGCAUCGCUGGCUUCGAAGCCGCCUAUAAGCAACGCGGUGGUCGCGUGCGCUUCCUCUUCAAAAUCAACUUCCCAAUCGACAGCCCAGAGCACAUUUUCUCAACCGAGGAACUCCCAUCAUAUAUUCGCCUCACCAACUGGAUUGAUAACCAGCAUGCUAUCUACUCGCACCCCGCCCUCAAGGUCUUCAUUCACCACGGAGGCGGCAAUUCUUUCAACGAAGCGGUCUACUUCGGAGUGCCCCAAUUGAUUCUCAGCCAAUGGCUUGAUACCCACGAAUACGCCAACUACGCCGAAAGAUUCAAGCUAGGCUUGCGCAGUGCUAGGCCACCACACGUCGAAGCACAGGACAUCGAAGUCAAGAUCCUCAAAAUGCUCGGCCCGCUCUGGACCGAGUACAAGGCCAACUGUCAGUCUUGGGCCGUCCGGAGCCAAAUUAGUGGCGGGACGGCAUCUGCGGCUAAGAUUAUCGUUGCUCAUGCUGAGAGCACGCGAAUGAUUCAAGAUGGAAUCUUGACACCACCGUUCACGCCUGUCGAGUCGCCCAUUAUGGAAAAGGACGCCGAGACUCUUCAAGAUAUUGCGAUUUGCUCGUGA